This is a messenger RNA of Cladocopium goreaui, 2043 nucleotides long. The record is from the annotation of a GenBank genome assembly. Lineage: Eukaryota; Dinophyceae; Suessiales; Symbiodiniaceae.
AUGGAAACUUAUUUUCCAGAAAAUCUGAAAAGACUGACCUUUCAGUCACGACAUUCCGUCAGCUGGAGCACCAGCAAGGACCGAUUCUCGGUGCUGUCGGUGCCACCCCCAUCCCACGACGUUGAGCAGAAGCACGGUGCAAUGCAAGAUGCCGUACCACCCCUACUGGUGGUCUUUGUUUGCAUCAUCGCGGCAAUUCUGGGCUUCGCGGUGGCUGGACUGCAUGACAUGAUCAAGUAUGUUGGCUGCCCGUUGGGCAUCAAUGGCUGCAAUAGUUUUUACGGCGAAGCAUUUCAAAAGAAAGGCUACAUUUUGCCUCGGGCGCUCGAGGGAUAUGUGCCGGAAGAUAUCAUUUACAUCGUGAUGGCAACGGUGUGUUUGCUGUUGAUCGGUGCGAUUGUGGACCUGGCUCCACCACUGUAUGGCAAGCAGGUUCUGGGCGGGGGAACGGUACAGUCGCUACUGGCAGUGGCGGCGGGGGUUCCGAUUCCCUUCCGAUGUGCUUUGCUGCGGGUGCUCAUCACCGCUUUGUAUUUCUUGGGUGGGGGUACCAUGGGUGGAGACGGUCCGACCAUCCAGGUGUGUACUUCCUUGUCCUGUAUGAUCGGCUGGGUCUGUGGGAUUCGAUCUCCACGAACGCAGUCGCUGCUGGCAUCUCUUGGCUUCUGCUGUGGCUUCGCCUCCAGUUUCAACGCGCCUCUGUCGGGGAUCCUCUUUGCCAUGGAGGAAUUGCAGCACGUGUCGUCACGACUCACCACCAGGGUGCUGUGCAUCAUUUUGAUUGGCUCUGUAGUCUCGACAUCAGUGAUGCGCGGCUUCCUCGGCAACAAGGUGCUGUUUCUGGCUUCGCACCCAGAUGAUCUCGAAACCAUGGUCUCGGGCGCAUCGGUGAAUCGAAUCUAUGGCCAAAGCAUGUGGAUGCUGAUUGCCCUGCCGAUCGGCUUAACGGCAGCUCUUGUGGGCUAUUGUUUCAGCAAAGCCUUUCACUAUAUCCACAAGUUUGUCAGCAAGGUGGCGUUGAAGCACAUCCCCCGGUGGCUCCUCUUCGGCGUGGUGGGUGCCUUGGUCGCCUGCAUCGGCAGCGCCGUCUUCCGCGCCGCCAACCUGCGUGGCGUCUGGGGCAUUGGCUUCCGCUCGCUGCAGGAGGCGCUCAACGAGAACUUCGACGUGGAUGCCGGACAUUUGUUGAUCUUCACGCUCGGCAAACUGGCGGCCUUCGCCUUGAGCGUAGCUUGCCGUUUCCCCGGCGACACCUUAGAACCAGUGUUGAUCUCGGGCGCCUUUCUGGGCGCGGCCAUGGGCCGCAUGUUGCCCAAGGAGAUUGCUGGAGAUUCAGACUCGGCAUGUGAGAUUUUUGGCAUGGUAGGCCUCUUCGCCAGUUGCUUCCGAUUUCCAUUGACACCAGUGGUUUUCGCCAUUGAACUCACUGGAACACGGACCUACAACUUAGUCUUGCCCACGGCGGUGAGUUGUUUCGCAGGACUCCAACUGUCCAACUAUUUGUUCGAACCCAUCCUGGAGCAGCUCCUACACCAGGACAACAUCGACCUGGAAGCCGUGGCUGAAUUGGCUGAGAUGGCUGAGGAGCAGCAGGCCGCUGAGAACUCCGACGACGAGCAGAACGGCGAAGAAAAUUCGCAGCACAGUCCGCCGCUCCCGCGGCGCGAGCGCGGGGACAGCGCUGACCGGAAGUCCGCAUUUAAGACAAUCAUUGGGAGACUGGAAGAGUCCAUGCUGGAUGUGUCCAGUCCAAGUUUUCCCGAGCGCCGGUCCCACAAUGAAUAUCGUACCUCUGGGAGCCGCAUCCGGCGAGACUCAGACAACUGGUCCAGAGGUUCAGACUUCCGGCACGGUAGGAGAUCUUCACGGCGUUCGCGGAUGAACUCAGACGCAACGAGUGGGAGUGCGGCGAGUGCGCUCAAAACGCCUGAGGAGAAAAUUGGGACUCCUCGCGCGCACACAUCUGGAGAUCAUCAAAAAGCAGAGCAGUUUGAAGCAGAGAGCAUCGAAGACGAGUUUGCGGGCAAAACGCAGCGGAUUUGA